Molecule: messenger RNA, 987 nt
Organism: Dothidotthia symphoricarpi CBS 119687
Lineage: Eukaryota; Fungi; Ascomycota; Dothideomycetes; Pleosporales; Dothidotthiaceae
Product: mitochondrial 54S ribosomal protein YmL9
Exons: 2
Coding region: 1-987 (328 amino acids)
Biological process (GO): translation
Cellular component (GO): mitochondrial large ribosomal subunit; ribosome
Molecular function (GO): structural constituent of ribosome
Source: RefSeq, a predicted model, not a curated record
AUGCCACCCAAGGCGCCUCUCAAUUGGGGCUGCAUGCCCCCGUCCUUUCUCCUUCCAUCGUCUACCCGCUUCCUCACCCCACUCAUCCAGCAAAAUGCGACACGAGUCUCCCACCCAGCAACCGCAUACACAUGCAUCCGCGGCAUCAAAUCCACAAACACCCCCCGCCCCGACCGGUUCGCCCACCACCCCUCCAAACCCGCUCUCAACGCUACAUCCACCGCCGCCCUCGAGCGUAGAGCACACUCGACACCCCUCCGCACUGGUCUUCUCGCCCUCAAGCGCGGCAUGACAUCUGUGUACGACACCGAGUCUGGGAAACGCACGCCAUGCACCGUGUUGCAGCUGGAUCGCAAUGAAGUUGUUGCGCACAAGACGCGGGACAAGAACGGGUACUGGGCUGUUCAGAUUGGCGCCGGGCAGAAGGAGGCACGGAACGUCACGCGGCCCAUGUUAGGGCAUUUUGCGGCAGGGAAGGUCAGCCCGAAGCGGUGGUUGGUAGAAUUCAAAGUCAAAGACGAAGGGGGGCUGAAAGUUGGCGUGGGUGAAAUGGUGGGCGCGGCAUGGUUCACAAAGGGCCAGUGGGUGGACGUCAGGGCGAUUAGCAGGGGAAUGGGCUUCGCUGGUGGCAUGAAACGCCACGGCUUCAGCGGUCAACCCGCUUCCCACGGUCAAUCGCUCAUGCAUCGUGGUAUGGGUUCCGCAGGUGGUUCCCAGGGCUCCGGUUCGCGUGUUCUGCCUGGAAAGCGCAUGGCCGGACGUAUGGGCGGGGAGAGCGUCACGGUCAAAAACUUAAAGGUGCUGAUGGUCGACAACGCGAAUGGCCUCGUCGUCGUCUCAGGCUGUGUGCCCGGCCCGAAGAACCAGCUCAUACAACUCCAGGAUGCGCUGGGGAAGCCGUGGCCCAAGGGCCCGAUGACGACAGCAGAACUUGGCCCUGUCGAGAUUGCGGCGGAAGCUGAGGCUGCGGAGGCUGUAGCGGUUUGA